Messenger RNA from Fopius arisanus, 2070 nucleotides. It is a transcript of the gene Rcc1, whose product is annotated as Regulator of chromosome condensation 1. The record is from RefSeq and is a predicted model, not a curated record. The transcript has 5 exons. Gene Ontology annotation, cellular component: cytoplasm. Gene Ontology annotation, molecular function: guanyl-nucleotide exchange factor activity. Lineage: Eukaryota; Metazoa; Arthropoda; Insecta; Hymenoptera; Braconidae. Bases 113 to 1408 code for a protein of 431 amino acids.
UUUGUAAUUUUUAACCGUUCGGAGUGCGACACUAAAUAGCCAGUAGAGUUUUGGCGGCAACGACUUUUCCCCCAGAAAAUUAUUCUCAUUUCAUCAAAAAUAAACAAAUAAGAUGCCACCCAAGAAAGGUCUUAAACGUGCUGCCUCAACAGCAUCAAAUGAUGCAAGACCCCCUAAGGCACCCAGAAAAAAAGAAGAGUUAAUUGUAACUCCAGAAUUACGAAAUGUGUCCACUGCUGGUAUUAUUCUGGCAGUUGGUCAGAACGAUGUGGGACAAUUGGGCCUGGGCGAGGAUAUUCCAGAGAAAAUACGUCCAGCUAUCGUUCCAAACUGCAACGAGAUCGUAGCCGUUGCUGCUGGGGGUAUGCACAACGUUUGUUUGACAAAAGCCGGAAAAAUCCUGACAUUCGGAUGUAAUGACGAGGGUGCACUGGGUAGAGAUACUUCCGAGGAAGGCUCUGAGUGUAUCCCAGGGUAUGUAGAUUUGGAUGGAAAAGUGAUUCAAGUCACGGCUGGCGAUUCUCAUAGUGCUGCACUUCUCGAGGAUGGACGAGUCUUCGCCUGGGGUUCCUUCAGGGAUGCGCAUGGAGCUAUGGGUCUAACAAUGCGGGGCAAUGAACGACUCCCAGUAGAAUUAUUACCAACAAUAAAAAUAGCUAAAAUAGCAUCAGGUGCUGAUCACUUAGUAAUGUUGACUCAAAAUGGUCGUGUAUAUACCUGUGGAUGCGGGGAACAGGGACAACUGGGUCGUGUUGCAUCACGAACUGCCGACAGACACAAUCGUCACGGAGUGGAGCAUCUGUUAAAGCCUGAUUUAGUUGAAUUCAAAGUAUCAAAGAAACUGGAAUUUGAAGAUGUUUGGGCGGGCUCGUACUGUACAUUCGUCAAGGAGCACAAAAAUGGAGAUAUCUACGUUUUUGGCUUGAAUAACUUUCAUCAAAUUGGAUUGGACGAUACAAUUCCGUAUUUUCAUCCCAAAUUGUCGAAAGCAUUCCUUGGCAAGAAGUGGCACCUCAUCAGUUCUGGCAUGCACCACACAAUUGCCCUUGAUGAGAAUGGCCACGUUUUUGUUCUCGGGAGAAAAGAGUAUGGUCGACUUGGCCUUGGACCUGAUGCCACUGAUGUCUCACAACUUACUAGAGUCGAGAAACUUCAAAAUGAGAGGGUGAUUGAUAUCGCAGCUGGCAGUGCUCAAUCUUUCGCUGUAACCGACUCAGGUCAACUGUAUGCGUGGGGAAUGGGAAGCAAUUCACAGCUAGGCACAGGCGAAGAAGAAGACGUUGAUACCCCUGUUUUAAUCAAGAGCAAACAACUCGAGGGAAAAACUGUUGUUCGAGUAGCUGGGGGUGGACAACACACUCUCAUCCUUGCAAAUACACGUCCAGUCAAGGAUAAAACCGCUGGUUAACAGACUCGUGAAUUGCAAGCUGAAUAAAAUCAAAAAGUGCCACAAUGAACGUUUGUUCAUAACGUUUCUUCGUUAAUAGAGAUUAAAGUGAACUUGAACGUCCACGAGUGUUUCGGUUAUUAAAAUUAAUUUGUGUAUUUUUUUUUUUUUGAGUUAUAUACACGCGUUAAUUAUUGGCCCGAUUGUUAAGAGGAUCAGUGGUUAUUGUGACAUGGUUUUAAAGGCAACAAUUUUGAAUUCACGAAUUUUCUACUCAAUAUCAGUAGAAAUGACAAUCAUAUUUAGUUAUAAAGCGCUUGAUAUGAGAUAGUUUUCCGUUUUGUAUGGCUAUUUGAUUAUUUGUAACAGCACAUGUUGAUCUUCAUUUUUGGUGGAAGUAACUGAAUAAUUCGGAAUAACAGUUGAUAUCUAUUUUUCAGUGAAUAAUCAAUUUUCUUAACUCAAUACAUUUGAAUUAAUUAUUUAUGAAAUAGUAUUUUGAUCGCUUCAAUGUCGUCAAGUGACAGUUAUUGCCGCUUGUGCAUUCGUUUUUCAACCCUUAGGUCAGCAGUUAAAAAAUUUUUAAAAUUUCUUCUUAUUUUCACAUUUGUUUUUUCAUUUUCUCCGGAGCAACUUUUCCUUUCUAUGAGUAUAUUUAAAUAAAUCCUGAAAAUUACUUCAAA